Molecule: messenger RNA, 918 nt
Organism: Saccostrea echinata
Lineage: Eukaryota; Metazoa; Mollusca; Bivalvia; Ostreida; Ostreidae
Exons: 5
Coding region: 25-903 (292 amino acids)
Source: RefSeq, a predicted model, not a curated record
AGGAUUCUCUCUGAUAGACAUAUAAUGGACCUCUUUCUGGUGGUCUGUGUCCUGGUUUUUUGCCCGCUAAUUAAAGCUGCCCAGUUUGAGAGCGGUCACCAUGUUGGAACAGUAACAAGUCACUCUAUCACAGAAGCUUCCGGUAUAUGCGCGAGCAGAACACAUCAUGACGUACUCUACACACAUAAUGACUCGGGUGGUACACAUCGGAUCUUUGCCAUAAGCGCUACAUCUGGACGUCGGCUCGCUACUAUUUAUAUCAAUGGAGCCCACAGUCAAGAUUGGGAGGACAUUGCUUGUGGACCGUGUACUGGGGGAUCGGGAAACUGUAUUUACAUUUCUGACACUGGAGGAAAUGCGGGCUAUGAUGCCAAUACUAUAUAUAGAAUACGAGAACCAGCCAGCAUACAUGACCAGAGCGUGAAUCUAGACGGAACUCUGGAAUUCAGUUGGGAUCAACACGAUUGUGAAACACUGUUAGUCGACCCUCGAGGAGAGGUGUACGUAGUGUCAAAGGUGGGCCCAGGGCACCACGGUAAAUUUGUCCACCUGCCGUCCAGCGCGUGGAACCAGCACCACCAUGUUUGGGUAAAUGAUGGAGUGUACCUCCCAAUUACCGCCAGCAGCAAUAGUCCAGUGGGAGGGGACAUAUCCCCCCUUGGUACCGAGAUCCUGUUAAAAACCUAUGGCCACGUGUACUAUUGGUAUAUACCGGAUGGAAACUACGAGGCACACAUUCACAACCACCCCCAGACCCUCCCCUACCGUCCCGAGAGACAGGGGGAGGCUAUCUGCUGGAAGGUGGACAACAGUGGGUAUUACACACUCUCCGAGGGCGCCAACCAAUCCCUCAAUUUCUACAAGCGAAUCUCAGCACCGCCCUCCGGAAGCGUUGUUGGUUAAAUGUCUUCAUCCACA